This is a messenger RNA of Myripristis murdjan (pinecone soldierfish), 1520 nucleotides long. RefSeq names its product transcription factor 15. The transcript is spliced from 2 exons. Gene Ontology annotation, biological process: regulation of transcription by RNA polymerase II; developmental process. Gene Ontology annotation, molecular function: RNA polymerase II transcription regulatory region sequence-specific DNA binding; DNA-binding transcription factor activity, RNA polymerase II-specific; protein dimerization activity. Bases 190 to 762 code for a protein of 190 amino acids. Lineage: Eukaryota; Metazoa; Chordata; Actinopteri; Holocentriformes; Holocentridae. The record is from RefSeq and is a predicted model, not a curated record.
GCGACCCAGAAAGGAUCCGUCAUUCAAGAAAUGGCAUGCCGAUCCGCCGGGGGGCCGGACGGCGCAAACCCCCUCGGUCACCGGAUCGGCGGCAGCUGCUCGGCCCCCUCGGGUGCUAUUUUCACCCCAGGAUAAAGUGAUGGGCAGCCGCCGCCCGCCCCGCACGGCCCCAGUAGCAGCAGAGGCACCAUGAAGUCCACCGGGAGCGACAGGAGCGGCCAGCCCGACGGCUUCCCGUCCGACCUGGACGACCUGGAGAGCGGCAGCGGCAGCGACAGCUCCGACGACAAGUCCACCGGCGGCGGCUGCAGCCCCGUGACGGUGUCGGCUCUCGGCGGAGGGCACCGACCCGGAGCGCCGCGGCGGAGGAGGAGGCGGAGCGCAGGAGGGGGAAAGGACGCGCGUCUGGCGGGCGUCAGCAAACAGCGGCAGGCGGCCAACGCGCGGGAGCGGGACCGGACCCACAGCGUCAACACCGCGUUCACGGCGCUCCGCACGCUCAUUCCCACCGAGCCCGCAGACAGGAAGCUGUCCAAGAUCGAGACGCUGCGCCUGGCCGCCAGCUACAUCUCCCACCUGGCCAACGUGCUGGUGCUGGGGGAGGACUGCCGCGACGGCCAGCCCUGCCUCCGCUACCACAGCCUCCUGCAGGGCCCGGCCGCCGGCCUCAGCGGCUCCGCCCUGCGGCCCAUCUGCACUUUCUGCCUCAGCAACCAGAGGAAACUGCUCAGAGACGGUGGGAAGCACUCGGCUGCUGUGUGAAGCGCCCCGGACCCCAGGCCCCAGGCCCCGGACCCCAGGCCCCGGCGGGGAGCCCCUCUGUAAUGUUUACAUGCAGACGCAUCGUACGACUGUAGGACUUUGUAAAUAUUUAUCUGCAGUUUGCCGAGAUAGAAGAAGAGGAAGGAAAAACUGAAAUGCACUUUCUGUUCACGUUCGUGUGCGUCUGAUCCUCUGUGUUUUGGUUGAGCUGUAACCUGAGCCGAUGUGUAAAGUUGCACCUGACGGGGUCUAUUUUGGUAGCACCAAUAGUACGACCACCCGCCACCCCCCAAACACACACACACACACACACACACAGACCUCCACCCCCCCAAACUCAGGCCAACUCCUAAAAAAAAAAAGCCUUGUCGCCCUCGGUCACAUGACGGUGAAGCGCAGAGCUGUCGCUGUCAGUUGAGUUGUGUUGUGCUGCAUUCAGGAGCUGUAGGAAAUCACACUGCGGCAUUAUUUCCCUACCAUUUAAAAGGGGCAUUAACGAGUCUACUCCCUCUGCUGGUUGCUGGUAGGCAUUGCAGCAACAGGACAUGUUCGCGCAUUUAUUUAUUUAUUUUUUUAAUUAAAAAACUUUUUUUAUCCAAGAAUUUUUUUUUGAAAGUCAUGUAUUUCAAAUCCACAUGAUCCACUGUGUAGAUAAAACAGCUGCAGAGCAAGGCUAAUGACUCCCAUAGAUUUUAAGUCUUUAUGCUAAGAUAACAGGAAAUGCUACCCAUAGAAAGUGAACGACUGGACGUCCAGAG